UCCAAGUACAUCAGCACGAGUUUAGUUCACUAUCAUUGUGUUGCCAGCAUGAGAGACGUUACCGGGUAUCUCAAACAGCAGCAGAGCAACAGCUCAACGCCGGAGAUGGCGACUGAGUGGCACACGCUGGAGGAUUUGCACAACAAAAGGUUGUGGCAUCAGCUGACACUGAGAUUGUCAGACUUCGUUAAAGAUCCUUGUUUCAAAAACGGAGAUGGCCUCAUACAGCUUUAUGAAAACUUCAUUAGUGACUUUGAACACAGAAUCAAUCCUUUGUCCCUCAUGGAGAUCAUUCUCUAUGUUGCCAGGCAGAUGACAGAUCCCAAAGAUGCCAUCACUUUUCUUGAGAAGACCAAGGAAAAAGUGAAAAGCAGUGAAGAAGCUGUCAUUCUCUGCAAGACGUCCAUCGGGAGUCUCAAACUUGAAAUCAAUGAUCUUCCAGCAACAAAGAAAAUAAUCGAGGAGGUUGAGGAAAUGUUGAAUAAUUUGCCAGGUGUUACAUCGGUGCACGGCAGGUUUUAUGACCUCUCAAGCAAAUAUUAUCGUAUCAUUGGGGACCACGCCUCCUAUUACAAGGAUGCUCUGAGAUACCUUGGCUGUGUGGACAUUAAAGACCUUCCAGAGACGGAGAAGCAGGAAAGAGCCUUCACAUUGGGACUAGCCGGUCUUUUAGGAGAAGGCGUGUACAACUUUGGCGAACUGUUGAUGCAUCCUGUACUGGAGUCCCUGAGAAACACAGACAAGCAGUGGCUCAUUGACACACUGUUUGCGUUCAAUGGAGGCAAUGUAGAAAAAUUCCAAGGCUUCAAGUCUGCAUGGGGCCAGCAGCCUGACCUUGCAGCACACGAAGCCAAACUGAUGCAGAAGAUCCAGCUCCUCUGUGUGAUGGAGAUGACUUUCACACGUCCAGCAAACCAUCGGCAGCUGACCUUCACAGAAAUUGCUCAGAGUGCCAAGAUCCAUGUAAAUGAGGUGGAACUUCUGGUGAUGAAGGCUCUGUCCGUUGGCCUCAUUAAAGGCAACAUCGAUGAGGUGGAUAAGAAGGUGCAGAUGACUUGGGUGCAGCCGAGAGUGUUGGACUUGCAGCAGAUCAAAGGUAUGAAGGAGCGUUUGGACUUCUGGUGCGGAGACGUGAAGAACAUGGCCAUGCUCGUGGAACAACAAGCCCAUGACAUUCUCACCUAAGACCUGCUGAAAUAAUGCCAAUUUCCCUCUAUGACCAGUCAAGCCAUUUUUUUUUUUUUUUUUGGACUGCAUCCUUUUCGGUUACUGUCACUUUUCAAAACUAACUUGAAAACAAAAGAAACUUGCUUCUCGUGUUAUCUCAAUAUGGACAAACUGUCCGUAAUCUGAAUAAAAUGUCCACUAAAGUC
This is a messenger RNA of Hippocampus zosterae (dwarf seahorse), 1373 nucleotides long. It is a transcript of the gene psmd13, whose product is annotated as proteasome 26S subunit, non-ATPase 13. Bases 49 to 1185 code for a protein of 378 amino acids. Gene Ontology annotation, biological process: ubiquitin-dependent protein catabolic process. The transcript has 13 exons. NCBI's taxonomy places the organism in Eukaryota, Metazoa, Chordata, Actinopteri, Syngnathiformes, Syngnathidae. Gene Ontology annotation, cellular component: proteasome regulatory particle, lid subcomplex; nucleus; cytosol. Gene Ontology annotation, molecular function: structural molecule activity. The record is from RefSeq and is a predicted model, not a curated record.